Molecule: messenger RNA, 762 nt
Organism: Hyposmocoma kahamanoa
Lineage: Eukaryota; Metazoa; Arthropoda; Insecta; Lepidoptera; Cosmopterigidae
Exons: 3
Coding region: 1-762 (253 amino acids)
Source: RefSeq, a predicted model, not a curated record
AUGCGUGUCGGUUGCCGCGUGGAUGAUGUUUGUGUUAACAACAUCAGCUACGCGGACGACAUGGUGCUGCUGCGCCCGACAGCGAGGUCGGUCGAAGAGAUGCUGAAGGUCUGUGCUGACUACGCUGCUUCUCAUGGUCUCCACUAUAACAUUAAAAAGUGUGAACACUUUAGUUUUACGGCCGCCGUUAAUAAUCUUAAAAAAGAAUUCCCAGAAGUAACCCUGAACGACAUGAAAAGAGUAACUUCUUUCAAAUAUCUAGGUCAUUACAUUACAGACGACCUUAAGGACAAUGCCGACAUUGAAAGAGAGCGUAGGGUUCUAGCGUUAUCUCUCAAAGUUUCUACACCGGAAGCCUAUGGGUUGACUACACCAAACAGCCGCUGUGGACUGCCUCGUUUCUGCAGCGCAUCGGGGAUGUUUGCAGAGUAUGAGACGGAUGGUUUUGCUGCCAUCUGCCGGAAAAAGACAGCAUCCCUGAUGCGCGGAGUGCGGGACAGUCCCAACAGCAUCCUGCAAACUGUGGCUGGUAGGAUUACCUCUCCCAUGUGGCAACGCUUCAUGAGAAAGACAAAGACACAAGUUUGCGCGUUUAUCGCUAAAAAGACUCUUGCUGCAGACCUUCAGUUCCAGAACAAGCCAGUAAACAUCUCGGAGAGCGUGGCGAUCCUCGGUGUGGACAUCUCUUGUAACGUUCAGUUUCGUAGUCACUUAGAUGGCAAAGGCAAGCUGGCGUCCAAAAAGCUCAGUAUGCUCAACUGA